UUCACUUCGACUUCAGUGUGAACAUUUAAAGCUGCGUGCUCAACAACUUCUCAUAAUUUACAGCAAAGCAGGAGUUGGACUUAUUUGACUUUGUACCAGCGAACGUAAAGAUGCAUCAAGAGCAAAAACCAGCCGAACUAACUAACAUUUAGAGAACUGCUGAGUCGAGGAAACAGCCGAAUGAUGAGUGCUGCUCAGAGUCAAAAAACAAACUUCAAACUGGAGGCCCUGCAGUGCCACUUCACCUGGGAUCUGGACACCAGCAAAUCCAAACUUUUACGUCUCAGUGACAAACUGAAGGACAUCGGCACCGAGGAUGGACACACCUGGCUGGGUCACAUUUACAACCUGCGGGGGUUCAUUGAAUACAAGCUGGGGUUCACUGAAGAAGCCCAGAGUUUCUUCAACAAGGCUACAGAGGCCUUCUGCCAGAUGAGAAAUGCAGAUGAGGGUCCCUGGUUAGUGGUGAACUACGGGAACCUGGCUUGGCUGCACCACCACCUGGGAGACCCAGCAGAGAGUGAGGCUUACCUGAAAAGGGUCGAUGCCCUGAUGAAAAAAUACCCAUCUCCAUCCCAGGAUGAGCUCCAUCCAGGGAUCUACGCUGAAAAAGCCUGGACUCUGAUGAAGUUCGGUGCAGACAAAAAGCUGCUGUCUGCAGAUUACUUCCAGAGAGCCAUCAGGAUCAUGGUGGAGUGGAACACUAGCUAUGUCUUAGGGUUAGUGAAUGCUUCAAAGUACAGCAGCACAGCAGUGGGGGCUGACAUCUUGGAGAAAAUGAGAAUCGCCAAAGAACAGGAUCCAGAGAACUUGUACCUCGCUGUUAAAUACCUCGAGCAAUGUGCUAAGAAAGGAGAAAGUAUUGAAGAUGAAGCACGUGAGCUAGCCAGGGAGGUUUUGAGAAAUCCUGUCAGCAGCUACAGUGGUAUGAAAGCUGUACUAAGAGUUUACAAAAACUAUGUAUCUGUUGAUGAGGCCAUUGAUUUGUCAGAGGAGGCUCUGAAGAACCAUCCAGAUGAGCGUUAUCUGAAGGGAUGUGCUGCACUCUGCUACAAAUGGAAGAUAGUUUUUUUCAGGGACAGUCUCCCAAAACGAAGCCUGAUGGACAGAGCAAUCAGUCUCCAUAAAGAGGUGAUUUUACUUUACCCUCAUUCUUCCUUUCUGAAGGAAAUAGACCUUGCAAAUAUAUACGCAAAGUCAACUAACAGCCAGACUAAAGCUGAGCAGAUAUACCAGGAACUGCUAGAAAGGGAUCUUAAACCUGCAAGCAAACAGAUGCUUUACAACUACUACGCAAAAUAUUUAAACUUCGAUCGAAAAGAGUUCCAAAGGUCACUAAGAUAUCACAUGAAGGCAGCAGAGAUACCGCAACAAUCCUUCUUUCGGGAGAACAGCAUCAAUGUUCUGGAGAAGAUUAGAGACAAAGGCAGGCACAGAAUGUGUAGAGAAAUAGAGAAGUUUCUGGAAAACCUGCAAGAGCCACAGUGUGCUGCUCAGAGUCAAAAAACAAACUUCAAACUGGAGGCCCUGCAGUGCCACUUCACCUGGGAUCUGGACACCAGCAAAUCCAAACUUUACUGUCUCAGUGACAAACUGAAGGACAUCGGCACCGAGGAUGGACACACCUGGCUGGGUCACAUUUACAACCUGCGGGGGUUCAUUGAAUACAAGCUGGGGUUCACUGAAGAAGCCCAGAGUUUCUUCAACAAGGCUACAGAGGCCUUCUGCCAGAUGAGAAAUGCAGAUGAGGGUCCCUGGUUAGUGGUGAACUACGGGAACCUGGCUUGGCUGCACCACCACCUGGGAGACCCAGCAGAGAGUGAGGCUUACCUGAAAAGGGUCGAUGCCCUGAUGAAAAAAUACCCAUCUCCAUCCCAGGAUGAGCUCCACCCAGGGAUCUACGCUGAAAAAGCCUGGACUCUGAUGAAGUUCGGUGCAGACAAAAAGCUGCUGUCUGCAGAUUACUUCCAGAGAGCCAUCAGGAUGCAGCCGGACAUGGUGGAGUGGAACACUAGCUAUGUCUUAGGGUUAGUGAAUGCUUCAAAGUACAGCAGCACAGCGGUGGGGGCUGACAUCUUGGAGAAAAUGAGAAUCGCCAAAGAACAGGAUCCAGAGAACUUGUACCUCGCUGUUAAAUACCUCGAGCAAUGUGCUAAGAAAGGAGAAAGAAUUGAAGAUGAAGCACGUGAGCUAGCCAGGGAGGUUUUGAGAAAUCCUGUCAGCAGCUACAGUGGUAUGAAAGCUGUACUAAGAGUUUACAAAAACUAUGUAUCUGUUGAUGAGGCCAUUGAUUUGGCAGAGGAGGCUCUGAAGAACCAUCCAGAUGAGCGUUAUCUGAAGGGAUGUGCUGCACUCUGCUACAAAUGGAAGAUAAUUUUUUUCAGGGACAGUCUCCCAAAACAAAGCCUGAUGGACAGAGCAAUCAGUCUCCAUAAAGAGGUGAUUUUACUUUACCCUCAUUCUUCCUUUCUGAAGGAAAUAGACCUUGCAAAUAUAUACGCAAAGUCAACUAACAGCCAGACUAAAGCUGAGCAGAUAUACCAGGAACUGCUAGAAAGGGAUCUUAAACCUGCAAGCAAACAGAUGCUUUACAACUACUACGCAAAAUAUUUAAACUUCGAUCGAAAAGAGUUCCAAAGGUCACUAAGAUAUCACAUGAAGGCGGCAGAGAUACCGCAACAAUCCUUCUUUCGGGAUAACAGCAUCAAUGUUCUGGAGAAGAUUAGAGACAGACGCAGGGACAGAAUGUGUAGAGAAAUAGAGAAGUUUCUGGAAAACCUGCAAGAGCCACAGUGUUUUUAACAGCACUGGUUCUAAAUCGAAAAAAGAAAUAUAGGUAUUGCAUAACCUAAAGGAAUCUAUAAAUACUUAUUAAUCGAGCUGUGUCCAUUAAAGGCAGGUUUCAACAAGUGUCUGCACUCCCGUAGUUAAUGGAAGACAAAAAUAAAAAAUAAUAUCAGCACUCGAUUUGUAUGAAACACGCCGAAUCCUUCACUAACACGGGUUAUUAACAUGUUCAAAUGUCGUGACAAUAAUUCAGUAUCACAUUAUUUGUUCAAAUAGAUUUUGAAUGGAUGUUGUUUUCCUAAAGUAUCUAUCUAUCUGUAACCAUGAUGUUUUCCGUUGCACUGUACUUUAAGAACAUAGUAGACUCUAUAGCCUUUGAAAUUUGCUUUUCUGAAAGCUUUGAGUUGUGAAAUAUAAAACUCUGUUAUGUAAUGUAAUACUUAAUUUGCUGUAUAACCUAAAUAUUAUCGCCGGAUACAACUGAUUGUAUGUAUAGCAAAUCUGUCAAGUUUGCUUCAAUUGUACAAAUUAAUAAACAUGCAUUAAAUACACUAUGAAAA
Molecule: messenger RNA, 3347 nt
Organism: Cottoperca gobio
Lineage: Eukaryota; Metazoa; Chordata; Actinopteri; Perciformes; Bovichtidae
Biological process (GO): defense response to virus
Cellular component (GO): cytosol
Molecular function (GO): protein binding
Source: RefSeq, a predicted model, not a curated record